Molecule: messenger RNA, 2760 nt
Organism: Synchiropus splendidus (mandarinfish)
Lineage: Eukaryota; Metazoa; Chordata; Actinopteri; Syngnathiformes; Callionymidae
Gene: arcn1b
Product: archain 1b
Exons: 10
Coding region: 187-1716 (509 amino acids)
Biological process (GO): Golgi localization; endoplasmic reticulum to Golgi vesicle-mediated transport; retrograde vesicle-mediated transport, Golgi to endoplasmic reticulum
Cellular component (GO): cytosol; COPI vesicle coat
Source: RefSeq, a predicted model, not a curated record
GGGCUGAUCUCAGGCAGCUCUUCCGGUGGAGACGUGGCUCAGUCCCGCUGCCAUAUUAACGCUAGUUGGCUAGCAAGCACACAGCAUCACCUCACCUUUACACCUGGACCGCUCUAUUCACCGAAGCCCCACCAAAAAAAUAAACAACAAACCGAAGAUAACCGCUUCAACCGCACAGAGACGAAAAUGGUGCUGUUGGCAGCGGCGGUGUGCACCAAGGCCGGAAAGGCCAUAGUUUCCCGGCAGUUUGUAGAGAUGACCCGGACACGAAUUGAGGGUCUGCUUGCAGCGUUCCCCAAAUUGAUGAACACUGGCAAGCAACACACCUUUGUGGAAACUGACAGCGUUCGCUAUGUUUACCAGCCGCUGGAGAAGCUCUACAUGGUCCUAAUCACCACCAAGAACAGCAACAUACUGGAGGACCUGGAGACCCUCAGACUUUUCUCUCGUGUGAUUCCAGAAUACUGUCGUGUGCUGGAGGAGAGUGAAAUCUCAGAUCACUGUUUUGACUUAAUCUUCGCCUUUGAUGAGAUUGUUGCGCUGGGAUACAGAGAGAACGUCAACCUGGCACAGAUCCGCACCUUCACAGAGAUGGACUCCCAUGAGGAGAAGGUGUUCCGUGCUGUCAGAGAGACUCAGGAGCGUGAAGCCAAGGCUGAGAUGAGGAGGAAGGCCAAGGAACUGCAACAGGCUAGAAGGGAUGCGGAGCGCUCUGGAAAGAAGGUUCCAGCGUUCGGUGGCUUCGGCAGCGGUGGCAUGUCCAGUGUUUCUUCAGGAUCCAUCAUUACAGACACAAUAGUAGAGCCAGAGAAGCCAAAAAUCACACCUACACCUGUCAGACCCAGUGGACCAAGCAAGGCGCUGAAACUCGGUGCUAAAGGGAAAGAAGUUGACAACUUUGUCGACAAGCUCAAGUCAGAAGGUGAAACGAUCAUUUCCACAGCUAAGAGAGGCUCUGAUGCCUCCAAAGUUCUGCCACCGCCAGUCAAUAUGGAAAGUGUUCACUUGCGUGUGGAAGAGAAAAUCUCGCUAACCUGCGGGCGUGACGGUGGCCUGCAGAACAUGGAGGUGCUGGGUAUGGUGACGCUCAGAGUCACAGAUGACAAGAACGGACGUAUCCGGUUAGUGGUCAUCAAUAACGACAGCAAAGGACUGCAGCUGCAGACUCACCCCAAUGUGGACAAGAAGCUCUUCACAACAGAAUCUGUGAUCGGCCUGAAGAACCCAGAGAAGUCCUUCCCACUCAACAAUGACGUUGGUGUGCUGAAGUGGAGACUACAGACCUCAGACGAGUCCCUCAUACCUCUAACCAUAAACUGCUGGCCUUCAGAGAGCGGAAACGGCUGCGACGUCAACAUCGAGUAUGAGCUGCAGGAGGAGAGUUUGGAACUCAACGACGUUGUGAUCAGCAUCCCAGUGCCGUCCGGCGUGGGCGCUCCCCUCAUUGGUGAUCUAGACGGCGAGUACAAGCACGACAGCAGGCGAAACAUCCUGGAGUGGUGCCUCCCCGUCAUCGACGCCAACAACAAAACCGGCAGCCUGGAGUUCAGCAUUAACGGGCAGCCCAACGACUUCUUCCCCGUCACUGUGUCCUUUGUGUCUAAACGCAGCUACUGCGACAUCCAGGUCUCCAAAGUGACCCACGUAGAUGGCGACAGCUCCGUCAGAUUCUCGUCAGAGACCUCCUUCGUUGUUGACAAAUAUGAAAUCCUGUAAAAAUGUCCAGAAAUGGGGAAAAAAUGAAGAAAAAAAGGAAUCAUCAUUGAAAAAAAAAAUCUAUGCUACAGAGAAAGAUUGCCGAUUUCUUGCUUGCCCACCCUUUCUACUCUUUCAGAGACUGUCUGAUCGCUGGACCUCGGCGCCGAGCGGCUCCCGCUGGUGCAGCAGUGGUGUAUUUAUGUUUGUACGAGAGAGGAUCAUCUAUAUGUAGAUUUAUUGAUCUGGAUAACCUACGACAAAAGUUCACUCUGGUGCUGUCAAGCAGGACUGGAAUGCACUUCAGAGGUGGAGGAUGACUGGGGUGGGGGUGGUUGCUGGACCAUUGAGAGCAUCCUCCAUGAGCUUCUUAGCUUCGCUCUCAGUGUGAAGCUGACCACAGUUUUCUUUGUCUUUUUUUCCCCCCACAAUUCCUGCAUUUGUAGUCGCUUGGAAAUCGUAUCGUGAUUUGCUUUCUUGAUACUUUUUUGUUCUUGUUUGCUGGAAAGCUCUUCUGUCUCUGCAAUUACAGUUGUUAUACGAAGGUGUGUCUUCUUUUGCAUCUUCUUUCUGCGGUAUUAUACUGUUUUUGUCAUUGGGAUCGUGAUCAAGGAAGAGAUGGGCUCGGAGGGGAACGCUCCGCUUCCCAGUGGCGUCACAACCAACUACAUAAUUGCAUCCGGUGAAAAGUGCUGUUAUCACACUCCCCUGAUACAAGCUGACUCCCUUUGAUAACAUCAUCAACUGUACUUUGAUCACAGUCUCCAAAGAAUUCUUCGGCGCCCAGUCAAAUCUCAACUUCUACAUCUCAGUCGAGAGAGUGUGUGUGUGUGUUGAGAAGAAGUGCAGCCCGGAUCCCAGCCAGCCUGCCAGCCUGACUUCAUACCCCAGGUCAUCCUUCACUUCUGCUUUCAUUAAACAAUGUUUCUUUUGUCUCAUUUGUACUCCCCAGAUUUCAAUUUAGCAAAGGUUGUGGGGUUGAAAAUGGAUAAGCAUUUUUAACAAAUUACUGAAGGGGAAUCUUAACAUUCCAGUGUACAAUUAGAGAAAAGAAUCUUUAAUAAA